Messenger RNA from Amyelois transitella, 1509 nucleotides. Its product is annotated as atrial natriuretic peptide receptor 2-like. The transcript is spliced from 7 exons. Gene Ontology annotation, molecular function: guanylate cyclase activity; peptide receptor activity. Gene Ontology annotation, biological process: cGMP biosynthetic process; receptor guanylyl cyclase signaling pathway; intracellular signal transduction. NCBI's taxonomy places the organism in Eukaryota, Metazoa, Arthropoda, Insecta, Lepidoptera, Pyralidae. The record is from RefSeq and is a predicted model, not a curated record. The coding region runs from base 1 to 1509 and encodes 502 amino acids.
AUGUCCCUGGUGCCGCCCGGCGGCGCGGACUCGCCGAGCCCGCGGCGCGCCGUGAGCCCGCUGCUGGAGAUGCGGCGCCCGCACUGCACCCUGGCCUGCGAUUACUGCGCUGCCAUACUGGAGGACAAGUUUAAACGGAGCGCAGAAAUGCGUCACCGCGGUACUUCCCCUUUAUCCGCGUCACCUCGGCAAUCAUUGACGGGGGAACCACCCUGGACUCUACCUGAUGACGACCGACCUGAUUUCUCGGCACUUAAAGAGAAUAUACACAGGAUUAACAAGGAUUGCGAGACAUCGACACGAUUGGACAUGUUGCUGACCCAGGUGGAACAAUAUGCCAACAAUUUGGAAGCUUUGGUGGAGGAACGAACGUCAGACUAUCUGGAGGAGAAAAGGAAAUGCGAGGAACUGCUGUAUCAACUGUUGCCGAAAUCUGUCGCUUCCCAACUGAUAAUGGGGCAGCCAGUGAUGGCGGAGACCUAUGAUCAGGUCACGAUCUACUUCAGUGAUAUCAUCGGUUUCACUCAGCUGUCGGCUGAGUCCACUCCCCUGGAGGUCGUCGACUUGCUGAACGACCUGUACACCAGUUUUGACUCCAUCAUUGAAAAUUUUGAUGUUUACAAGGUGGAGACAAUAGGCGAUGCUUAUAUGGUAGUGUCAGGGUUGCCGAUGAGGAACGGGAAUCGCCACGCGGCUGAGAUAGCUCGGAUGUCUUUGGCUUUGCUGAGGGCUGUACGAGUGAAGACAGUACCACAUCGGCCUGGAGAACGGUUGCUUUUGAGAAUCGGCAUGCAUACAGGUCCUUGCGUGGCUGGAGUGGUUGGCCUAAAAAUGCCAAGAUACUGUUUAUUUGGCGACACAGUGAACACGGCCUCAAGAAUGGAGUCCCAUGGAGAAGCAUUAAAAAUCCACGUUAGUCCAAAAACAAAAGAGGUUUUGGAUAUAUAUGAUUGUUUUGACCUAGAAUGUAGAGGAGAAAUUACUAUGAAGGGAAAAGGUAAAAUGACGACCUAUUGGUUAAUUGGAGAAAAAAAUGAAAGCAAGAAUGGUCAACCUCACGAAGAAACAAAUAAUGAACAAACAGGGAUUAUAAAUAAUCCAAGUAUCACAUUCCAAGGGCCUGAUAGUCCCGCUUCACAUUCGCUCACGCACAGUCAAAGCCCGGAAAGAAAUAAUGAUACAAAAGAAAAUUCCAACCAAAAACCUGUUGAAUUGUUGAACGAAAGAGAUCGUAUCAAACAUGAAAUAGCAACAUUCGUUGCUAAAGAUCUCAUUAAUAAUAUUGAUAAUGCUGUAAGAGAGUUCAGAAAAUCACAAAGCGCGAAUUUCGCAAUAUGUAAUAAGCCCAUAUGCAACGGUAAUGACAAGACUAUCAUAACUCCCACUUAUGAUAAAGAACUCGUCAUAAGUAAAGGAAAAGUAAGAGAUGUUGUUAAUAGAUUUAACAGUUGCGUUGUCAAUGAGAAUGUAAUUAAAGCAAAACCUAAAGGUAUGAAAACUGAAGACUGA